Dendronephthya gigantea is the source of this 684-nucleotide messenger RNA. RefSeq lists its product as uncharacterized. The coding region runs from base 1 to 684 and encodes 227 amino acids. The record is from RefSeq and is a predicted model, not a curated record. The transcript is spliced from 3 exons. NCBI's taxonomy places the organism in Eukaryota, Metazoa, Cnidaria, Anthozoa, Malacalcyonacea, Nephtheidae.
AUGGAGAUGGAUGAGGAGGAUUCUCUGUUGUUUUGUGAAAGCGAUGGGGCUUUUCAUUCGGCUUUUGAAGACGAUUUUGAGCAAACUCUUGCUAUGCUCGAUAUGGACAUAGAGGAAGUGAUGAAUGAGGUUGAAAAUUCUCAUGAAGAGGUCGAAGGAAAUAAGCAGUUCCCUUGCGAAUUUUGUGAGAAAGUUUGCAAGUCGAAGGGGGGUCGAACGAAGCAUCACCGAAGUAAACACAUGGACGAAUUGGGGGAAAGUUCAACUUCGUCUUCUACCAGAGAUAUCGUUAUUACGAUGGAUAAAACCAGGGAAAUCAUCCGCGAUAUUGGUCGCUACUUAACGGACGAGAAGCUUUACAAACCAAAGCAAGCUGCGGAAGUUUUUAAACUGGAACCAAGUGAGGCCUUUGUGAAAUUCUUAAACGACCUCCUUUUGAAGCUUAAAAGAAAGAAGAGCAAAAACAAUUUUCUUAAGGAGUUUUAUGGCAACACAAACGCUCAUUGGCAUGAAUAUUUUCAUCCUUAUCCGGACAAGAAAAUGGUGUUUUUAAUGCUCAUUCAUCUUCCAGAACGUUUGUUAAUAUGCAUUGAGCAAGACAAGCAGCCAUCUGACUCAGAGGCUGACAUGUAUACCAUACUGGUAGUUAAUCCAAUGGGUCUUGAUGUGGUCACAUUGCAGUAG